UUUCCAUUGAUAUGGGCCAAGAGGAGUGCUUGUCCCAAAGCAAAGUAAAGCAUGAGGUGCUGUCUGAGACAUGUGGGUGGUCGAGUUAUUUUGUGCAGUUUAUCAUGAUGGGCAUUCAAGACUGAGGAGGAUAAGGGAAUGAAAGGGUAUUCAUUACAGCCUGGGACACAAAGCAGUAAGCUCGCCUAUAGGGGGGGUGAAUUUUUUUUUUUUAAGUGCAGCAAUGACCCGACACCAUCCCUCCUCCUCCUCCUCCUCCUCCUCCUCCCUCCUCCUCCUCUUCCUCCUCCCUCCUCCUCUUGCAGCAUCCUUGUUGCCGAUGAGCGUCCCAGCCCAUCCCGACAAACACCUCCUCUAGAUAUGAACCCACCUUCAUCAUCAUGUGAAAACAAAUCUCUUCUCAUCUACAGGAAAAAAGAAAACCCCCCUUCAGUUUAUUACACAUGCUUUUUUAAAACGCAGCCCCAAAUGACAUCACAUUGCUGCAGUGCUGCUGCACUGUCCGUGAAAGGUGUCUCUAUCUCAUUACCAAGAAUUUCAUCCACUUGGCUCUGAUCUGCUCUGCUCUGCUCAUCCAGACAUCAUCAUGGCGUGACAGCAUGUAUUCAUUUAUAUCGGGCUCUUAUUACGCAGGUGGACGCCUGCACGAGGAGUAAAGAGGCGCAUGUUCAAAAGGCUGUUUCUCUCCUCUAGGACACUAGGCGAGAUUUCCUGCCACAUCCCAGCCUGGAGACAUCGACGCGCAUCGCUUUGUUUGGACGGACCGAGCCAUGUAUGAGAAGUAAUUGCGCGCAUCUAGUAUUAGAGGAGAAAGAGAAAAGGUACCAGUGCAUUGGGUGGGAUUCCUUCAUUCAUUGCGCUUCAGACAAGGGGGGAAGUUAUGACAACAAAUGGCUACAGUAAUGGCAAACAGCUGCCAGUAGAAAUAGGAUCUGUAGCGCAGUAAUUACCAGAGUUUUCCACCUUUUUUUUUUUUUGGAUGGACUUGAAGCCUUGAAUUUGACGUUUCAACCUUCAUUUUUUUUUUAUUCUAAGAGCGCAGCCUCAUCGAGACUGCAGUUCCUGACUCUCCCAUCUGUGCUGCAAUUCAAGUGUGAUAUUUAUUGGGGAUUUUUUAAUCAUCAUCCAUCGUAUAUUCCUGCGUUUUUUUGGACUCUAUACGACCACGUACUGUCCGCUUUAACCUCCUCUCGAUCACGGCUCAGGACGCACAGCCAAGGACUCUCUCCUGAGCUUUUUUGGGGGGAUUUUUUAUUUUUUUUUCCAGCUUUACAGUUUGUGCCCCCUUAACGCCUCAAUCGGAUCGUACAGGGAUUUAAGGUGGGGUUUUUCUUCUUUCUAUCAUCGCGACGCAGGUAACAGCUGGAAGAUAUCCCACUCUUGUCUCUUGUUGAUGACACUUCAGCACUGCACAUUGUCGCUCAUCACGUCCGUUUGGGGAUUUUUUUUUCCAUCCAGCCCCUGAUGAUGAGAAGGUUUUUUUUUUUUUUUUUUUUACUCGUGAAUUUGGAAUAAAUUAACUCCCAUCCGAGAGUCGCUGUGAAUUCAUCCAGUGAGACAAGUGUUGUGUUGUGUGUUGUGUGGACGGAGGAAAUCAUGUGCGAUCGGAUCAACCCUUUGGCGUCUGCUGCGUUAUUAGUGCCACUUUUGGCUGCUUUGAAGUGAACCCUGUGAGGAGCAUCCAAAACGACACAGUAUUCUGGUGGUGUUUUCCUGAGACGCCAGUGGUGGGAGUCGCCUGCCUCAGCUCUGACUCUCUGACCGCCAGCUGAUCGGGAUGCCGAUGUGAAACCCGCGAUGGAGACCGGGGCUUGAUAUCUGGACCUGGAAACUGAUCAACAAUGGACCGUCUGGUUCUGUGCGUGCUGCUGAGCGCAAUCCUGGUGAAGGGAUACAGCUGCCCCGGCCGCUGCAUCUGUCAGCACCUCUCCCCCACUCUGACUCUGCUCUGCGCUAAGACCGGUCUGCUGUUUGUGCCCCCCAGCAUCGACCGCAAGACCGUGGAGCUGCGACUCACGGACAACUUCAUCACCAUCAUCCGCAGGAAAGACUUUUUCAACAUGACCAGUUUGGUCCACCUCACCUUGUCCCGCAACACCAUCAGCCAGAUCAUCCCGCAGUCCUUCGUCGGCCUGCGGUCCCUGCGUGCGCUCCACAUGGACGGAAACCGCCUCAGCGUGAUAAAGACUGACCACUUUAAAGGCCUCAUCAACCUGAGGCACCUCAUCCUCGGGAACAACCAGAUCCACAUGGUGGCCCCCACCGCUUUUGAUGAGUUUGUUUCCACUAUCGAGGACUUGGAUCUUUCCAACAACAACCUGCGCGGCCUUCCCUGGGAAGCCAUAGCCCGAAUGACCAACAUUAACACGCUCACGCUGGACCACAACCUGAUCGAUCACAUUGGCGUGGGGACUUUUACGCUGCUAACCAAGCUGGUCCGCCUGGACAUGACCUCCAACAGGCUGCAGAAGCUGCCGCCAGACAGCCUGUUUCAGCACGCACAGGUCCUGUCUGACACCAAGGGCUCCAAUUCCAACACGCUGGUGGUGAGCUUCGGUGGAAACCCUCUUCACUGUAACUGUGAGCUGCUGUGGCUCCGCAGGCUGACGAGAGAGGAUGAUCUGGAGACCUGCGCUUCGCCAGAGCACCUCAUGGACAAGUAUUUCUGGUCCAUCCAAGAGGAGGAGUUUAUCUGCGAGCCUCCGCUGAUCACCAAACAUCUUUCCACUAAGCCCUACGUGAUGGAAGGACAGGGUGUGACUCUUAAAUGCAAAGCAGUGGGAGAUCCAGACCCAGAUAUUCACUGGCGGUCACCAGACGGCAAGCUGGUGCAUAAUAACUCCCGCACCAUCCUGUAUGAUAAUGGCACCCUUGAUAUUCUCAUCACCACGCUGAAGGACAGCGGGGCAUUUAAUUGUGUGGCGUCCAAUGCCGCAGGCAUCGCCACAGCUGCUGUUGAGAUCAACAUGAUCCCCUUACCCUUGUUUGUUAACAACACGGGCCACAUGCGCGAGGACCCCGGCCUCUCCGACAUCACCACGUCCUCCAAAUCUGGCAAUGACACCAAGGGCUACGACAAGCAGGACAGGAGGGUGAUGAUCACCGAGCUGACCUCCUCCUCCGCCGUGAUCCGCUGGCCGUCCGAGCGCCACAUCCCCGGCAUCAGGAUGUACCAGAUUCAGUACAACAGCACGGCAGAUGAUACUUUGGUGUACAGAAUGAUCCCAUCCACCAACAAGAACUUCUUAAUCAAUGAUCUGGCCGCAGGCCGGGAGUAUGACCUUUGUGUUCUGGCGGUUUACGACGACGGCAUCACAUCAUUAACGGCCACACGUGUGGUCGGCUGUGUGCAGUUCCACACGGCAAGCGAGGUCAGCCAGUGCCGCUUCAUGCACAGCCAGUUCCUGGGAGGCACCAUGAUCAUCAUUAUUGGUGGUAUAAUUGUUGCUUCGGUGCUAGUGUUCAUUAUCAUCCUGAUGAUCCGUUACAAGGCCUACAGCGGCCCAGAGGACGGCAAGACCAAGGUCAGCUCCAGCAUGCACUCGCAGACCAACGGCAGCCAGCAGCGGCUCCAGCGCUCCGCCUCCAAGCAACCGUCUGAUGAGGGCCAGCAGCGUGAAGCUCACGCACCCAAAGAGUGCAUGGCGCUGGUGCUGAGGGUGAACAAUGAGAAGAGGGAGGAUCCAGCAGGCACCACCGGCAUCCUGGAGGUGGAGCUGCCUCCCCUGACUGUAGACAAGAUGAAGAGAAGAACCAGCCUGGAUGCUCAGCGCUCUGGCCCCCCAUCUGAGGACACGCAGACGGACAGUAGCCUGACUGGCUCCACCAUGUCCCUGUGUCUCAUAGGCCCUAACGCUGGCACCAAGGAGGCCCCCAGGCUCAAGGACAAGAAAAGCACCCUGGCCAACAUGGGAUUGCUCCCUAAUGAGCUGGCACGAACUAGGCACAGAUUCUCCUUUGACGGAGGGGAUUACUCCAUUUUUCAGAGUCAUAGUUACCCACGCAGAGCGAGGACGAGGUGGCACAAGUCCACCAACCAGCUCAACAUGGAGUCAUCGCCGCUCGCCAACAGGAGAGUUACGUUCAGCAGCACUGAGUGGAUGCUGGAGAGCACAGUCUGAGGAAAGCAAUGUAGCCGGGGGGGGAAAAAAACGGCUCAGCCGCACACAUGUAAAAACACAAAUAUGUCUACAUGCCAUACACUUUUCCUGCACACAGCAAAUGAUGAACACAAGCACAUUUACGUACACAUGCAAACUCUCUGUGAGUUGCUGGAGAAGAACACCGUCUCCCGUCAUCCUGCCUCCCCGUCAUACUCCCAGAGAGGUUCGUUGGCCAUGUCCUUUCUUUAUGCAGCAGUGCCUUAUUCAAAAAAAAAAUGUACGAAUGGAGGAUGCUGCUCACUGUAGUCAUAAACCGUCCUCUCUUAUCAUCGCCUCCCGCCCUGAUGAUGGGAAGCAUUUCUUUGGAUUUUUAAUUUUCUCCUUUUUUUCUGUGACAUGCCAAUGGGGUGUGGCGUUUGGAUGUGACUGUUUAAUUGUUAAAAAAGAAAAAGAGAAAAAAAAAACUUCAUCAUAACUGUAAAGUGAACAGCCAGGUAUCCUGUUAUGUCAAUCAUGUUUUGGGUUCUUUCAACAACAAAAAAAAAAAAACUUUUGCACAGAAGACACGAGAUACAAGGACAAGUAUCACCACCAGUCUAUACAAUAAUAAUAAUAAUAAUUAAAAAAGAACAGGAUUUUACACAUGCCGAUUUCUAAUGUUAGCAUAGAGAGGAUGGACCUGGAAACCAACCGCGGAUUCCUCUUUGACGGUCGGACUGUAUGAUGUUAAAUAGGUAUUGUUCCAGAUGUGACUGUAUAUUAAUCGGUACUGUAUCUGGCUGGUCUAGAUAAAAAGACAACAAACAAAAAAGACAUAUAUAAGUAUAUUAAAACAUUUGGUGUAUGUGUACUAACUAUGUAAGUAAGUAAGUCAUAUGUCACAUGACUUUUUACAAAGCAUUUGGGUGUUGGCUGCAAGUUUUUACAUUAAAAACCUGUGUCAUCACACCUCUCCCUAUUUAGUAUGUCAAAGUUUGGACCAUUUAUCCCCUCACGAAGGGUAUUAAAUUUUUUGUGUGGGUUAAUAA
Sebastes umbrosus (honeycomb rockfish) is the source of this 5131-nucleotide messenger RNA. RefSeq names its product leucine rich repeat and fibronectin type III domain containing 1 (gene lrfn1). The transcript is spliced from 5 exons. The record is from RefSeq and is a predicted model, not a curated record. Gene Ontology annotation, molecular function: protein binding. NCBI's taxonomy places the organism in Eukaryota, Metazoa, Chordata, Actinopteri, Perciformes, Sebastidae. Bases 1842 to 4121 code for a protein of 759 amino acids.